Spodoptera frugiperda (fall armyworm) is the source of this 6068-nucleotide messenger RNA. RefSeq lists its product as uncharacterized. NCBI's taxonomy places the organism in Eukaryota, Metazoa, Arthropoda, Insecta, Lepidoptera, Noctuidae. The transcript has 2 exons. The coding region runs from base 105 to 4010 and encodes 1301 amino acids. The record is from RefSeq and is a predicted model, not a curated record.
CUAAACAACCACACGUCCGGAUCGACCAUCUGAUCACGUGGGGGGCGGACACACGACUACGAAAUUACUGGCGUGGCUAACGUGGCUCUGGAUACCCAUUCAAAAUGGAGACUCGUUCAAAGAGGAAACGUAUAGGACCGCUGCCCGGGGGCGAUCGCCGGGGCACACCUGGAGCUGACGCUGGGUGUUUCAGCAUGCGAACCGUCAGUGGUGCGGAGUUGAGCAGGCGGGCUCCCACCAACAAAGAUACUACAGCCGAUAUCAGUGACGACGGCGACACACAAACAAACAGAUCAAACACACCACUGGAGCCAUAUAGCCCCAGUACCAUAUCAUACACACCGUCUAGAUCCUCAUCACCAUCCAUACCGUCGUCACCAGUUUCUCACACCGUUUCACUUACUCCGGCCUUGGAUGUUGCGCGGGGGGCAAAUGCCUUUCUACCCGCGUCCACCAAGGCUGGAAAACCUAGAGUUCGCAUGAAGUGGAGUAAAGAAGUAAACAUAUUCAUCAUGCGAACUUACUUCUACAUCACGAAAUUAGAAACUGACAUGACCAUUUACAGAAAAGUCUUGCAUGAACUCUUCUGCCGACAAUAUCCUGAUGUUAAUGUAUCCGAACAGCGAAUUUCAGACCAAAGAAGAACAAUAGUUAGAAAUAAUCUCUUAUCCCCACAAAUUAUAGACCAAAUAAAAGAAGAAAUACGGCAACAACUAGAAGCAGAAUCAGAAAAUAGUCAAGUCACAACAUCGAGUCCGCAAAACAUACAAACAAACGAUCAACAAACACACCCGUUCACUCAAACACAACCUCUUAACACGCAAUCACAACCAUAUAACUACACACAAACAACACACUCAUCUACACAAACAGACUCUAUCACAUUAACCCUAGAAAAUGAUAUCGACACCUUAGCCCCAGUAGAACAAGCGACAAUCACAGAAGAAUACACACAACAAAUAUACGACAAGUUCAAAACGACACUCACACAAUAUUCAGGUAUGGAUCCCGCAUCACGACCAAGGUUACCGAAGCUCCCGUAUAAUCGUAACCUUUUUAGGUUAGUCAAUUUGUUUAAUGAAAGUAUUAUCGCACAUUUUAUCUCAGAAGAAGCCCAACUUACAGACUUACACACUAUUAUAUACUGUACAGCUUUAGUCAUAUCGGAAGAACUAAAUUUUAAAAUAACAGGAGAAACAGGAAACAGAAGGCCAAGGACCAGCAUUAAGCCACCAUGGCAACAAAGAUUAGAAAAAGGUAUAGAAAAAUUAAGAGCAGAUUGUGGUAGACUUACACAAUACAUUAAUAACAAUAGAUCACAUAAAGUAGUCAGAAAAGUAGAGGCAAUUUUUAAAAACACACGCAUACACACCAGACACGAAAAUGACAACCGUACACCCGAGGAAUUCUUAGAUACAUUGAAACAAAAACUAGCACUAAAAGUACACAGACUUAGAAGAUACAAAAAAGCACAACAACGCAGAAAUGAUAACACCAUAUUUACAACAAACGAAAAAAUAUUCUACAGAAAACUAAAUACAUCACACACCAACAUAACAGACGACCUGAACACGACACCAUCAAAAGAACAACUAGAAGCAUUUUGGGCGGGAAUUUGGGAAGAAUCAGUUAAUCAUAAUGAUAGAGCUGCUUGGGUAACAGAGGAAGAAACAAAGUGGAUAGGUAUAGAUGAAAUGGAAUUUAUAGAAAUCACAGAAUCUGAUAUUGCAAACGUAACAGCUAGACUACAUAACUGGAAAUCCCCUGGAAUAGACAAAGUACAUAAUUUUUGGUAUAAGAAAUUAACUAUCCUACAUAAACACAUAGCUAAAAAUUUAACUGAAAUAGUCUUAGGUAAGCAAAGAAUACCGGAAUUCAUAGCGACAGGAAUAACGUACAUGUUACCCAAAGCUAAACAUUCACCACAGCCUUCACAGUACAGACCUAUCACCUGUUUACCCACAAUUUACAAAAUACUCACAUCAGCUAUUACAAUCAAAAUUAAUUCACACAUAGAACGACAUAAAAUAAUGGCAGAGGAACAGAAGGGAUGCAGGCGAGGCCACAUGGGGUGCAAAGAACAAUUAAUCAUCGAUUCCACUAUACACAAACACGCCACAUCCAAAAAUAGAAAUCUUCAUUGUACUUACAUUGACUAUAAAAAAGCCUUUGAUAGUGUCCCACAUUCUUGGUUGAUACAAAUAUUAGAGAUAUAUAAAAUAAAUAAUAAAAUUAUAGAUUUUCUUCGUAACAUAAUGCCUCAUUGGAAAACUACACUACUGAUUAAUACUACCAACAAUAACAUCAUUACACGACAGAUAAGUAUCAAGAAAGGUAUCUACCAAGGAGACUCCCUAAGCCCCUUGUGGUUCUGCCUCGCCCUGAAUCCUCUCUCUCAUUUGCUGCAGCGUUGCCAUGCCGGAUAUUGCCUCAAACAUAACUCUGAAGAAACAAUAGUCUCACAUCUAGUAUAUAUGGAUGACAUUAAACUGUACGCUAAAUCAGAAAAAGAAAUGAAAAAUCUAAUAGACAUAACAGCAACUUUUAGCAAGGACAUUAAUAUGGAAUUUGGUUUAGACAAAUGUAAGACUUUACACAUUAUACGAGGCAAAAUACGGCCUGGCGACUAUGUAGUUAAUGACAGAGACACUAUAACAGCAAUGGAACAGACCGACUUAUAUAAGUAUUUAGGCUACACACAACUUAAAGGAUUAGACCACGUAAAAAUAAAAAAUACACUCACUGCCGAAUACAGAAGACGAUUAAACGCAAUAUGUAAAACACAACUUUCGGGAAAACAUCUUAUUAAAGCCAUUAACACUUUCGCUGUUCCGGUGUUAACCUAUUCUUUCGGUGUCAUUAAAUGGACAAAAACCGACGCAGAACAACUAGAACGCACAACACGCACUACACUCACCAAACAUAAUAAUUUACAUCCAAAAUCGGCAAUAGAGAGGCUCACCAUUAAAAGACAAAAUGGUGGGAGAGGCUUAAUAGACAUCUAUCAGCUCUGGCAAAAGCAAAUCCGCAAAUUAAAAUCAUUUUUCCACUUGAAAUCUCAAACUAGUGAUAUCCAUAAAGCUGUAGUCAACAACGAUUUCAAUUACACACCCCUUAACCUAAAUGAACCAAUAGAUGUAGAAAACUCCAACGAAAUUGAUCCGCAGAAAGAAAAGAUAGAAGCCUGGAAAAGAAAAGUCCUCCAUGGCCGACAUCCGCAUGACUUAGAACAAGCCCACGUAAACACCAUCGCCUCGAAUAAGUGGCUAAAAAUAGGAAAUUUAUUCCCAGAAACCGAAGGAUUUAUUAUAGCUAUUCAGGACCAAAUUAUUAACACUAAAAACUACAGGAAAUUCAUUAUUAAAGACCCUACAGUAACUAACGAUAAAUGUCGCAAAUGUCACCUACAGCCAGAAACUAUACAACAUAUAACAGGAGCCUGCACAACACUCACACAAACCGAUUACACACACAGACACAACCAGAUAGUAAACGUCAUUCACCAAAAACUUGCACUCAAAUACACACUCAUACAAAACACAAACACACCAUACUACAAAUACACGCCAGAAACCGUUCUAGAAAACAGCACACACAAACUCUACUACGAUCGCGCCAUACUUACCGAUAGGACAAUACAUUACAAUAGACCGGACAUAACACUACAGGACAAAAUCAAUAAAAUAACUUACUUAAUAGAUAUCGCAGUACCAAACACCCACAACAUACAAAAAACAAUUACCGAAAAAAUUACAAAAUAUGCAGAACUCAAAGAUGAGGUCACAAGAAUUUGGAAGCAAAAUAAAGUUUAUGUAGUCCCCAUAGUUCUCUCCACCACAGGUGUAAUUCCAAAUCAUCUUCUCCAUAGCCUCAAAUUAUUAGACCUAAAAGAAACAUUGUAUAUAACCCUCCAAAAAGCAGCAAUUCUAAAUACCUGUAGAAUAGUCAGAAAGUUCAUGCAAAUAGAAGACAACGAGAUUAAUCACCAAACGACACCCACAAACACCUAACCCUACUCACCACACCUGUAUUUACUUGGCCUCGGCCCGUAAAUAUGGAUGAAACUAGCUUCACAGCUAAGAAAAGAGAUACUUUCUCAAAAAUAAUAAUAAUAAUAAUAAGUCCGCAAGGCAGCUUGUGGCGAGCUGUUGGGCAGUGGCGACCCCACGGACCUGACUCCCGGGAGAGGCCCUACUUUUUAACUCCGGUUAGUACUCGUGACUAUCCGGAGUGGCCUCUCCUACCUCACUCUUGCCUUAAUCGGCUGGUUUGAGUGGAGAUUCGCAAGAGUGGAGUUGCCUUCAGCUCCACUUGGGGGAAGGACGUAUCCCAGUAAGAUGCUGGUAGGGGUCUUGACCGUACUUCCGGGAUUGCUCUGAUAGCCGUGGGAUGCCCUCCCUUCCUCAAGCAGCUCAACGGAUGUUGCUUCCCUUGUCGCUACAUGCUAGCGGCCGUUUCCGGGGGCCCACUAUUGAGUUUGCGAGUCACCCCCUGCCUGUUUAUCCGUAUUUUUCAAUAUUGGUCAGGGGCAGGGGCCAUAGUCCCCAUAGUUAACCGGUUAACUAUUCCACAGCCACCCACACCCAUAUCCCUAUCAUUUCCUUUUACCAUAUCUCACAAUAGUCCUGCAUCAACCGGGGAUUGUCCUUUGGUGUACUUCCAUAGUGCAUACAGGGAUAAUCGCCGGCUGAUGUCCCAUUACAUUUAGAUUAAAAUUGUUCAACGGGCCUCUGCGAGUUGGCUUCGGCCCCUCGUACGCCUUCCAAAGGUCCGGGACCCUGUGGUCCCGUGAUUAUGUAAUGAACAAACAUAAUAAUAAUAAAUAAUAAAUAAUAAUAAUAAUAAAUAAUAAGUCCGCAAGGCAGCUUGUGGGUCCGCAAGGCAGCUUGUGGGUCCGCAAGGCAGCUUGUGGCGAGCUGUUGGGCAGUGGCGACCCCACGGACCUGACUCCCGGGAGAGGCCCUACUUUUUAACUCCGGUUAGUACUCGUGACUAUCCGGAGUGGCCUCUCCUACCUCACUCUUGCCUUAAUCGGCUGGUUUGAGUGGAGAUUCGCAAGAGUGGAGUUGCCUUCAGCUCCACUUGGGGGAAGGACGUAUCCCAGUAAGAUGCUGGUAGGGGUCUUGACCGUACUUCCGGGAUUGCUCUGAUAGCCGUGGGAUGCCCCCCCUUCCUCAAGCAGCUCAACGGAUGUUGCUUCCCUUGUCGCUACAUGCUAGCGGCCGUUUCCGGGGGCCCACUAUUGAGUUUGCGAGUCACCCCCUGCCUGUUUAUCCGUAUUUUUCAAUAUUGGUCAGGGGCAGGGGCCAUAGUCCCCAUAGUUAACCGGUUAACUAUUCCACAGCCACCCACACCCAUAUUCCUAUCAUUUCCUUUUACCAUAUCUCGCAAUAGUCCUGCAUCAACCGGGGAUUGUCCUUUGGUGUACUUCCAUAGUGCAUACAGGGAUAAUCGCCGGCUGAUGUCCCAUUACAUUUAGAUCAAAAUUGUUCAACGGGCCUCUGCGAGUUGGCUUCGGCCCCUCGUACGCCUUCCAAAGGUCCGGGACCCUGUGGUCCCGUGAUUAUGUAAAGAACAUACAUAAUAAUAAGUCCGCAAGGCAGCUUGUGGCGAGCUGUUGGGCAGUGGCGACCCCACGGACCUGACUCCCGGGAGAGGCCCUACUUUUUAACUCCGGUUAGUACUCGUGACUAUCCGGAGUGGCCUCUCCUACCUCACUCUUGCCUUAACCGGCUGGUUUGAGUGGAGAUUCGCAAGAGUGGAGUUGCCUUCAGCUCCACUUGGGGGAAGGACGUAUCCCAGUAAGAUGCUGGUAGGGGUCUUGACCGUACUUCCGGGAUUGCUCUGAUAGCCGUGGGAUACCUCCCCUUCCUCAAGCAGCUCAACGGAUGUUGCUUCCCUUGUCGCUACAUGCUAGCGGCCGUUUCAGGGGGCCCACUAUUGAGUUUGCGAGUCACCCCCUGCCUGUUUAUCCGUAUUUCUCAAUAUUGGUCAGGGGCAGGGGCCAUAGUAGUCCAUAGUUACCAUAUUUACCAGUCCAUUAGCCACCCACACCCAUAACCCAAUCA